This is a messenger RNA of Polyodon spathula (Mississippi paddlefish), 6018 nucleotides long. RefSeq names its product neuroblast differentiation-associated protein AHNAK. The record is from RefSeq and is a predicted model, not a curated record. NCBI's taxonomy places the organism in Eukaryota, Metazoa, Chordata, Actinopteri, Acipenseriformes, Polyodontidae. Gene Ontology annotation, cellular component: cytoplasm; costamere; nucleus. The coding region runs from base 220 to 5817 and encodes 1865 amino acids. The transcript is spliced from 5 exons. Gene Ontology annotation, biological process: regulation of RNA splicing.
CAGACAAGUAUCAUGCAUCACACCCAUGUUCAUGCCAGCAGAACCAGUUUGGCAGCUCCCAGGGAAUGUCAUUGAGGUAAGAGAGGCUCUAUUUGACAGAACAGCAGGUGAAAUCCACAGGCAACAUCUCUGCACCUCAUCAAGACCAUUUCAAACCUGCAAUAGGUCUCUACCAGAGGUUUACUCCAGGACAUGUGUUUGUAAUUAAAGGCAGAUGCAAUGAGUGUUCUGAUCGGAGGAACGGGGUCCCAGAGCCUCUCAAACCACCUGAUUCUUGAAGAAAAUGAGGAAGGGGGAAUCAUCAUACAGAACAUCAGCAAUGCUUCUGUUGUAGAAGCUUCUGGUUUGAAGAAAGGGGAUGAGAUAGUUGGUGCAACCAUUUACUUUGACAAGCUCAAGAAAGAUGACGUGCUGAAGAUACUGAAACUUGCAGAGUCUUACAACACAGAGAUGAAGGUUCAUACCAAAAACGAGCUGAAAUCUCCACAUGUGGCCUGGGCAACACCUGAUUUUAGCAUCAGAACUCCUGAAGCAAUGCUUAUGAAUUCAGACUACAACAAAUUAUUCAACAAGAAGAUCAAACGACACCUGAAGACAACAUCCUCCUGUGAUGACAUUUUUUCUGCUUCGAAUGCAGAUGUGAAAGCACCAGGAAUGCAAGUGGACCGUUUGAAUAUGUCAGGACCCAAUAUGUUUCCUCCAGAUGUAAGCUUCAAAGGUCCAAACCUGGAGCAUCCUAACUUUGAAGGUGAUUGGCCUAGUGCCAAUAUGGAGGCUUCAAAAAUCAAACUAAAGGGCCCUAAUGUAGAUCUGAAAGGAUCAAAGCUUAACCUAGAAGCGCCAGAUUUUGAUGUUGAUGGACCAGGAGGAAAAUUCAAAAUGCCGACCUUGAAGAUGUCUGACUUUGGACUCUCAGGACCAAAAGCAAAGGGACCUGAUUUGGACCUGGAUGCAAACAUGAAGACUCCUGAUUUAAACAUCAGGGCUCCAAAGGUGAAGGGAGGAAUCAAUGCUCCUGAUAUUGAUGUGAAUAUGCCAAAGGCUGAACUUAAGAGUCCAAAGCUGGAUAUGAAAGCGCCAGAUGUUGAUCUUGAUGGACCAGGAGGAAAAUUCAAAAUGCCGACCUUUAAGCUGCCUGACUUUGGACUCUCAGGACCAAAAGUAAAGGGACCUGAUUUGGACCUGGAUGCAAACAUGAAGACUCCUGAUUUAAACAUCAGGGCUCCAAAGGUGAAGGGAGGAAUCAGUGCUCCUGAUAUUGAUGUGAAUAUGCCAAAGGCUGAAAUUAAGAGUCCAAAGCUGGAUAUUAAAGCCCCAGAUGUUGAUGUUGAUGGACCAGGAGGAAAAUUCAGAAUGCCGACCUUGAAGAUGCCUGACUUUGGACUCUCAGGACCAAAAGUGAAAGGACCUGAUUUGGACCUGGAUGCAAACAUGAAGACUCCUGAUUUAAACAUCAGGGCUCCAAAGGUGAAGGGAGGAAUCAGUGCUCCUGAUAUUGAUGUGAAUAUGCCAAAGGCUGAACUUAAGAGUCCAAAGCUGGAUAUGAAAGCGCCAGAUGUUGAUCUUGAUGGACCAGGAGGAAAAUUCAGAAUGCCGACCUUUAAGCUGCCUGACUUUGGACUUUCAGGACCAAAAGCAAAGGGAACUGACUUGGACCUGGAUGCAAACAUAAAGGCCCCUGAUUUAAACAUCAGGGCUCCAAAGGUGAAGGGAGGAAUCAGUGCUCCUGAUAUUGAUAUGAAUAUGCCAAAGGCUGAACUUGAGAGUCCAAAGCUGGAUAUGAAAGCGCCAGAUGUUGAUCUUGAUGGACCAGGAGGAAAAUUCAAAAUGCCGACAUUUAAGAUGCCUGACUUUGGAAUAUCAGGACGAAAAGUGAAAGGACCUGAUUUGGAUGCAAGCAUGAAGACUCCUGAUUUAAACAUCAGGACUCCAAAGGUGAAGGGAGGAAUCAGUGCUCCUGAUAUUGAUAUGAAUAUGCCAAAGGCUGAAAUUAAGAGUCCAAAGCUGGAUAUGAAAGCGCCAGAUGUUGAUCUUGAUGGACCAGGAGGAAAAUUCAGAAUGCCGACCUUGAAGAUGCCUGACUUUGGACUCUCAGGACCAAAAGCAAAGGGAACUGACUUGGACCUGGAUGCAAACAUAAAGGCCCCUGAUUUAAACAUCAGGGCUCCAAAGGUGAAGGGAGGAAUCAGUGCUCCUGAUAUUGAUAUGAAUAUGCCAAAGGCUGAACUUGAGAGUCCAAAGCUGGAUAUGAAAGCGCCAGAUGUUGAUCUUGAUGGACCAGGAGGAAAAUUCAAAAUGCCGACAUUUAAGAUGCCUGACUUUGGACUAUCAGGACGAAAAGUGAAAGGACCUGAUUUCGAUGCAAACAUGAAGACUCCUGAUUUAAACAUCAGGGCUCCAAAGGUGAAGGGAGGAAUCAGUGCUCCUGAUAUUGAUGUGAAUAUGCCAAAGGCUGAAAUUAAGAGUCCAAAGCUGGAUAUUAAAGCCCCAGAUGUUGAUGUUGAUGGACCAGGAGGAAAAUUCAGAAUGCCGACCUUGAAGAUGCCUGACUUUGGACUCUCAGGACCAAAAGUAAAGGGACCUGAUUUGGACCUGGAUGCAAACAUGAAGACUCCUGAUUUAAACAUCAGGGCUCCAAAGGUGAAGGGAGGAAUCAGUGCUCCUGAUAUUGAUGUGAAUAUGCCAAUGGCUGAAAUUAAGAGUCCAAAGCUGGAUAUGAAAGUGCCAGAUGUUGAUCUUGAUGGACCAGGAGGAAAAUUCAAAAUGCCGACAUUUAAGGUGCCUGACUUUGGAAUAUCAGGACCCAAAGUGAAAGGACCUGAUUUGGACCUGGAUGCAAACAUGAAGACUCCUGAUUUAAACAUCAGGGCUCCAAAGGUGAAGGGAGGAAUCAGUGCUCCUGAUAUUGAUGUGAAUAUGCCAAAAGCUGAACUUAAGAGUCCAAAGCUGGAUAUUAAAGCCCCAGAUGUUGAUGUUGAUGGACCAGGAGGAAAAUUCAGAAUGCCGACCUUUAAGAUGCCUGAGUUUGGACUCUCAGGACGAAAAGUGAAAGGACCUGAUUUGGAUGCAAACAUGAAGACUCCUGAUUUAAACAUCAGGGCUCCAAAGGUGAAGGGAGGAAUCAGUGCUCCUGAUAUUGAUGUGAAUAUGCCAAAGGCUGAACUUAAGAGUCCAAAGCUGGAUAUUAAAGCCCCAGAUGUUGAUGUUGAUGGACCAGGAGGAAAAUUCAGAAUGCCGACCUUGAAGAUGCCUGACUUUGGACUCUCAGGACCAAAAGUAAAGGGACCUGAUUUGGACCUGGAUGCAAACAUGAAGACUCCUGAUUUAAACAUCAGGGCUCCAAAGGUGAAGGGAGGAAUCAGUGCUCCUGAUAUUGAUGUGAAUAUGCCAAAGGCUGAACUUAAGAGUCCAAAGCUGGAUAUGAAAGUGCCAGAUAUUGAUCUUGAUGGACCAGGAGGAAAAUUCAAAAUGCCGACAUUUAAGGUGCCUGACUUUGGAAUAUCAGGACCCAAAGUGAAAGGACCUGAUUUGGACCUGGAUGCAAACAUGAAGACUCCUGAUUUAAACAUCAGGGCUCCAAAGGUGAAGGGAGGAAUCAGUGCUUCUGAUAUUGAUGUGAAUAUGCCAAAGGCUGAAAUUAAGAGUCCAAAGCUGGAUAUGAAAGCCCCAGAUGUUGAUCUUGAUGGACCAGGAGGAAAAUUCAAAAUGCCGACCUUUAAGAUGCCUGACUUUGGACUAUCAGAACGAAAAGUGAAAGGACCUGAUUUGGAUGCAAACAUGAAGACUCCUGAUUUAAACAUCAGGGCUCCAAAGGUGAAGGGAGGAAUCAGUGCUCCUGAUAUUGAUGUGAAUAUGCCAAAGGCUGAAAUUAAGAGUCCAAAGCUGGAUAUUAAAGCCCCAGAUGUUGAUGUUGAUGGACCAGGAGGAAAAUUCAGAACGCCGACAUUUAAGGUGCCUGAUUUUGGAAUAUCAGGAACCAAAGUGAAAGGACCUGAUUUGGACCUGGAUGCAAACAUGAAGACUCCUGAUUUAAACAUCAGGGCUCCAAAGGUGAAGGGAGGAAUCAGUGCUCCUGAUAUUGAUGUGAAUAUGCCAAAGGCUGAAAUUAAGAGUCCAAAGCUGGAUAUGAAAGCACCAGAUGUUGAUCUUGAUGGACCAGGAGGAAAAUUCAAAAUGCCGACCUUGAAGAUGCCUGACUUUGGACUCUCAGGACCCAAAGUGAAAGGACCUGAUGUGGAUAUAGAUGCAAAUGUGAAUAUGCCAGGUAUCAAUAUGUCAGCACCAAAGAAAGCAGGUGAUCUAAAGGGCCCCAAAGUAGAUUUGCCUGAAGGAAGUUUGAAAGGUCCAAACAUUAAUAUGCCAUCCCUGAACCUUUCUGGUCCUCAAGUAUCUUCUCCAAAUACUAAUUUAAAUCUGAAAACACCAAAGCUCAAGGGUGACAUAAAUCUUUCUGGCCCAAAACUACAAAGUGAUAUGAAGGGACCUGGUUUUGAUGUAAAACAUCCAAAUGUUGAUAUCAAUAAACCAGAUGUCAAAAUUGGAACCCCAGAAGGAAAAAUGAAAUUCCCCAAAUUAAAAUUCCCAUCCUUUGGAUUUUCAGGACCUAAAGUAAAAUCACCUGAUGUAAGUGUGGAUGCCUAUGUCAAAACGUCAAAUGUAGAUGUUUCAGUUCCAAAAGUUAAGGGUGGUAUAAGCUCUCCAAAACUGGAUGUGAAAUCACCAACAGCAAAGGCUGGGUUAGACAUUCCUGAUGUUGACCUUGAUGUUCCUAACCCCAAACUGAAGGGUUCAAAGUUUAAAUUACCAUUUAGCUUUCCUAAAAUGUAUACUGGGGAUGCUGACCUCAAUGUAAAGGGGGAAAUUGAUACAUCCACCCUUAAAGGUGACAUCAAAGGCGCAAAUGUUGAUGUUAAUGCCCCUAACACAGGUGGCAUUAAGGGUCCAAAAGUAGAUGUUGACUUACCUAAUGCUAAUAUGAAAGGCAAGAAAUUUAACAUGCCAGAAUUGUCUUUAUCUGGACCUGAUCUUAAUGCACCCAACCUAAAAGGAGCUCUAUCUGCUCCAAAGUUACAAGGUGAUCUGAAAGGACCAAACAUUGACAUGAAUGGCCCAGAUUGUGGUGUUGAAAGUUCAGAGGGAAAAUUUAAAUUUCCAACCCUUGGAAGAAAUAAAGAGCUUGAUAUGGAUGCAAAGUUCAAUUCACCAGAUGGGAAUCUUAAAAAAACCAUUGCAGGUGAUCUAAAAGCACAAAAUGUAAAUGUCAAUUUACCUGAUGCAGAUAUUCAAGGGCCAAAGCUCAAUUUGUCAUCAUUUGAUGCUCCAGAUGUAGAUCUUAACUUGCAAAUGCCCCAAAUUAAAGGGGACAUUAAUGGUCCAAAUGUUAAUUAUUCAGGGCCCAAAUUCUCAGCUCCUAAAGCAGACUUCAGUCUUCAAUCACCAAAAAUGAAAAGUGAUGUAGGAAUAUCUGGACCAAUUAUUAAAGGCCAGGUCCCAGAUUUAGAGAUGGAUGUCAGUGGUCCAAAAGUAAAUGUUAGUGCAGAUGGUCAAAUUACAAGGGGUACAUUUAAAGUAAACAAGGCUGCACCUAAAGCUAAAGUUGACAGUACAGUCAUAGACAAGAAUUCACUUCCAAGGUUUAGUAGUAGUACUGAUGUUGUUCAAGAUGACACAUCAAAUUCCUUUAGCUUUUCAGAUUUCUUCGGUUUUGGCAAUAAGAAAGGUUCUGCAGAUAUAACCACGGAAGGCAGUGUAUCACCAACAUCUCCAUCUACGUCCUCCAAAUUACGUUUGUCAGAACGUGACUUGUCAUUUGUCUAGUGAUUGGUCAUCCUCUGUACAUUUUCAAAUGGCAUAUGAUGGUCAAAUCCCAUCUGCCUAAACCUAACAUUGAAAAGAUUUUUAAAGAUAACAUUUUUUUUCCUUUUUUUGUAAAUAUAUAUUACCAGUACUUUAAGCUGUUACAUAAAUCCUUUUUAUUGUCUUAUUUUAAUGAGAAAAUGUUGACAUUUUGUUAUUUUG